Messenger RNA from Papaver somniferum (opium poppy), 2581 nucleotides. RefSeq names its product cysteine-rich receptor-like protein kinase 7. Gene Ontology annotation, biological process: protein phosphorylation. NCBI's taxonomy places the organism in Eukaryota, Viridiplantae, Streptophyta, Magnoliopsida, Ranunculales, Papaveraceae. Bases 257 to 2290 code for a protein of 677 amino acids. The transcript is spliced from 7 exons. The record is from RefSeq and is a predicted model, not a curated record. Gene Ontology annotation, molecular function: protein kinase activity; ATP binding.
AUUGAGAUUUACCCAUUAAGAUAGAGGGCCCAUUAGAUACUUAUGAAAACCCUAAUUUAAAAUGAUCUUUUCCGGAACCAGCCGCAAAGCAUUUUCACCCCCACGAUUCGAACCGCUGCAGUACCUCCGAUUUAGACCACAUCAAUACUUCCUCCAAGUUUUGUGAUACCAAUUAUUGUGAAUAUUCACUACAGAUAAGUAACUCAUUCUUCAUUUUAAUUAUUUUCGUCUAUCAAUCAAACCUGCAAAAACAAAAAUGUCUUCUUACAUUUUCCGACUGAUCGCUUCUGCAGUGAUCAUUCUCAUGAUACACAUUAGUAGCGACAAAGUAACUGCACAACCCUCAUUUGCAGCCCAGUACCAAUGUCUAGGAGAUAAUUACACAAAUCCCAGCCAAUUUCAGGUGAAUCUAGACAAAGUUCUCUCUUCUCUGUCUUCCGACAUCACGGCAAGUGAUCGAAAGUUUUUCAACAGCAGCACUGGCAAUAACCUGGAUAAAGUAUAUGGUAUCUUACUCUGUAGAGGAGAUAUUACACAAAAAACCUGCAGGAUUUGUGCGGAAACUGCAAUUUCAGAGUUGACAGAACGUUGUCCAAACACGAAAGAGUACAUUACAUUUUACACUUACUGCAUGCUAAGAUACUCAGACAGAAAUAUAUUUUCUGUUAUGGAGGAAAAGCCAGAGAUCACUUUGCAAAACCGAGAGAGUUACACCAACCAGAAGGUAUUUAACGAUAUUGCAGCACAGUUAAUGAAAGGUCUAGCAAGAAUUGCUACUACAAAUGAAAACCACAAUGAGACUUUACUUUUUGCCACUGGAGAAAUAGAUUAUUCUUCAGUAGAUAAAAUUUAUGGCUUGGUUCAAUGUACUACGGAUAUAUCUACAAGCGACUGCAAUGAUUGCCUAAUGAGUGCAAUUGGUAAUAUCAGUGAUUGUUGUUACGGGAGGAAAGGUGGGAUAGUUCUUAAACCUAGUUGUAAUAUAAGGUAUGAGCCGUAUCCUUUCUCUGACUACAAACAAGAAACUAAUCCAGGUCCCCUUCCUUCAAGUCCUCCUCCAAAACAAAAUGUGACUGCAACAACAGGAGAUACUGAAAAAGACAAUAAGUCCUCCAGCAAUAUAGUUCUUAUUGUGGCCAUUCCUUUAGCUAUUGCUCUCGUACUCAUCUCCACAGCAUUAGUAUACUUCUAUUUGAAGAAGAAGAAGAAGGCCUACAACUCGAUUGAUGAACCUGAUGAUAUGGAUGACAUUACAAGGAUAGAGUCAUUGCGGUUUGACUUAGACACAAUAAAAGCUGCUACUGGAAAUUUCUCUAAUGAUAAUAAGCUUGGGAAAGGAGGAUUUGGUUAUGUUUACAAGGGUACGUUAUCAAAUGGACAAGAAAUAGCCGUAAAGCGGCUAUCUAUCAACUCUGAACAGGGUAAAAAAGAAUUUAGGACUGAGGUUGGUUUAUUGGUCAAGCUUCAACACAGGAAUCUUGUUAGACUCCUUGGUUUCUGCUUGGAGGGAGAAGAAAAGCUGCUUAUCUAUGAGUUUGUGCCCAACGGAAGCCUCGACCAAAUUAUUUUUGACCCCUCGAAAGCAGCAAAUUUGAAUUGGGAAACACGUUAUAAAAUUAUUGGAGGGAUCGCUAAAGGCCUACUCUAUCUUCAUGAAGAUUCUCGGUUAAGAAUUAUUCAUAGAGAUCUCAAAGCUGCCAAUGUGUUGUUAGAUGAAGAGAACAACGCCAAAAUUGCAGAUUUUGGUAUGGCAAAGCUGUUUGACUUGGACCUAACUCAAGGAAACAGCAGUAGCGCUGUGGGAACAUUCGGAUACAUUGCACCAGAAUAUGUAUUGCAUGGGCAGUUCUCGACAAAAUCAGAUGUAUAUAGUUUUGGUAUCUUACUACUCGAGAUAAUAACCGGCAGGAGGAUCAAUCAGUUCUACGAAUCAGAGAGCUCCGAGUACCUUCUAACCUAUGUAUGGAGACAUUGGGAAGAAGGAACAGCUUUAGAGUUGAUGGACCAAACAUUAAGAGAGAAGUAUUCAGAAAAUGAAGUUAAGAAGUGCAUACAGGUGGGGUUGUUAUCCGUUCAAGAUGUAAUUGAGAGACCCACCAUGGCGAAGGUUGCUCAAAUGCUCGCGAAUGAUGCUACCAUCCCCCAAUCGUUACCACGACCUGCAGUUUUUAGUCAUAGCCGCAUACAAUUAAACAGGUUUCCAGAGAGUGACACAUCAACAAAUGCAAGUAAAUCAGAAAGUUCUUGGCAGUUUACUUAUCAAAGCAGCAUAUCAAACCAAUCUUCAUGACAUCUCAUUUACUGGUCCAUAGAAAUUCUGCUGCAGAUUUGAUAUUCUAAACACUCCUAUACAGUUCUAGUGGGGUGCUAUUACUGUUUCCCAUAAUUAGAUUCUUAUGUAAACAAAGACCUUCACAAGAAACAGUAAUGAAAUAAGUCCUUCAGGUAAUAACUGUCUCUCUCUGCCCCAUAAUUAGAUGCAAACUGAAUACCAUUACAGAAACGCCAACGGGGUUUAAAAGUAAUACAGUGGAUGGUAACUACUAACUACAAAAGCAAAUGCAUACAGUUACCUGAUAAC